This is a messenger RNA of Neolamprologus brichardi, 3115 nucleotides long. NCBI's taxonomy places the organism in Eukaryota, Metazoa, Chordata, Actinopteri, Cichliformes, Cichlidae. The record is from RefSeq and is a predicted model, not a curated record.
CACAGCGUUAUGUGAACACAGUACGCUGGCUUCAAACAAAGCUACAUUCUUGCUCCGUGUUAUGUCAUAGUUGAUGAACGGAUGAUAGGCUCGGGCACGAUCGGGAACGGAGUGAUGAACUGAAAAGAGAGAGGGAGUGCACGAAGAGGCCGUGGAAAGGAGAGGGCACGAAGGAGGGAGGGAUGAGCGCAGUCUGGGCAAAGUGAAAUCUCCAUUAGUUUGACAGCUGUCUGCAUGCACAGCUCCAGCUGGCUUUCUACCUGCGCUCCAUCGCAAACCGUCUUUUUUGACUCUCUGGGGCUUUGUGCGUUCACACUUACAUUUCACAACUUUCACGCUCAGGGUGAAGUAUUCAGCCUGGUGUCGGAUGAAGAGCGAGGUGUGACUAUUGCCGAAGACAGCAACGACAUUUACAUCCUCUCGGGAGACCAGGAUCACGACCAGAUCAGCCCUCCCUCGUCACUGCUGUGCACCGGAGACAACAGCAGCGAGCAGAGCUCCUGGCAGACAGAAAGCUUACCUGUGUCUCUGGCUGGCCACGAGUCGUGGGCACAGGUUGGUGCAAUGGACCCUGAAGACAUCAAGAGCCUGGACAGCAACGAGGGCGUUGCUCUGGUCGAGGAGCGUAGUGAAAACAACUCCUCAAACUCGGACAUCGUCCAUGUGGAGCGCGAGGAAGCCGAGCUGUUGGAGGAAGGCAGCGAAGGCGGAGUGAUAGAAGAAAGCAUGAUGAGUGUUUUAGGCACUGACAGUGAGCUAGCUGAGCUCAGGGAGGAGUUAAGAGUCCAGACCCCACCAGUGACAGCUGAGGCAGACCCCACACCUCCAGCAUCCCUGAUUUCAUUAGAAGAGCCAGUUGUGAUAGAAACACCUGCAAGCUUGUCUGCAGAACCUUCAUUCAUUUCCUCAGAACCAGAGCUGCUUCCCUCUGCCUCUGAACCUGCUGAAGCUGAACCUGCAGUACCUUUGUCUGUUCCUGCAGUGGAACCUGAGCCAGAACCAGCUGCUGUCACUGCCCCAGCGACUGAUCCAGUGCCUGCUGAAACGGCAGUCCCAUCUCCAGCCAAGGAAAUCCCGACAACACCAGCAGAGCCUGAUUACACAUUAGAACUAGCGUCCGAACCAGAGCUGAACCCGGAGUCCACCACUGUGUUUCACCAGCCAAAGGAAUCGCAGCCAGAACCAGAGACUGUGGCAGAGCUAGACGAUACGGUCGCUGCACCUCCAGUCGCAGAGGCUGCGGAGGCCCCUGUCAAAGCACCAGCUGAGGAGGCCCCAGUGCAGCCGGAGCCAGAAUCAGAGCUCCCAGUGUUGCUUUAUGGAGGGGCUGCUCUGGCAGUCCUUGCAGCUGUUAUAGCCUUCGUUCUCAUACGCUUUCAGAGGAAAUAGCGUGAGAAAGUGUUAUCCUCAGCAGCGAGAGUAUAGAAUGCUAAGAUAGAAUAAAUGUAUUUGCAUAAACACGGUGAGAAUCUCCUUAAAAGUAGUUUUUAAAAAUCUUCCGGGUAUAAAAUGUGUGAAAGUGUCCCCCAGCAAACCAGAAUGUCUUGUCAUCCACAACCUUAGUGCUGGGAGUCCCUCGCUGCUUCUUUCAACCAGCUGCAAACACACCAAUGUGAAAACGGUGCACUCCACUCUACUUCUUAUUUUCUCUGUUUUUCUUUUGGGGGUCAGUUGCAAUUUUUUUCCAAUUUCUUUUUGCCUCCAAUCUUUUGUACGUAUUACUGAGUACAAGAGCGUGUGUGAACUUUUAUCCCUCUUCUCUUAGAUUCAGCGUCUGUUGUGUCUCUUGGUUUGCUGUUUGCGUUGUUUCUUUCAUUGGAGCCAGUGAGGCUGGAUUGAAAAUUGACAGUGCUCACACAGGAAACAUAAACCUCAAGUAUAAGUUGUGAUGUUGUGCGACAUAUGGUUUUCUUGCUCUUCCGCCUCCUACGCAACAAAGGGUUAUUUAUAUUUUUCUCCCUGUGAGUAAAUCUGAUACUUUCAUAAACAGACCAAAUGGCUUCUAUGGAAGUGAAUGGUAUUUUUGAUAUUUUUGAUUGAAACCAAAAAUGAAUCUAACGUGUCCAUGUUGCACAAUAAAUUUGUGAUAUCAGUGCAUAAAUUUGAAUAUAUUGUGGUUUUAAAACAUUUAAAAAAAUCUUGAUGCAUUGUUUCAGAAACCAGAUGUUCUGAUUUUUUUUUUUAAUCUACUAUAUUUGGUUGCAUUAACCAAACAAGAACCACCGAUUACUUUCAGUGUAAAUGAGCUAUAAUUACUCCAGAAAAGUAGGGCAUGGAUGCAGCACAUUGAUUCAAUCUAGUUUAUUUGACAUUUUUUAGGGUUGAAUUUGACUGGAUCUCUAUUCCCACCUAUCCCAGUUACAUCUCACCCUCAUUUCAGUUACUUUGCUGUCGUGCUUUUGCGCCGCAGCAUCUUUAUUUGGUCCUCUGUACUUUGCCUUGUCCCCUUUUCCCUUAUUGCGGCACUGCUCAUAAUACCCGACUAGUUCCACAAAGGUUCAUUUGUAAGUGUCUGCCCCAGUGACAAGAUAUUACUUCCCUCCCCAAGUAGAAAGAAAAGCAGUAGCAUGCUGAGAGUUAUUGAAAGCAAAAUCAGGUUGCCAAAAGACAAUCAAAACCACUUCAGUCUUCAGAACAGGAAACUCAACCUCUUAUGUAGCUGUAAUUUUGGAUUUUGCGUUCACACUACAUUAAAGAAAUCACUGAACAUUCUAGUAAACAAGCAGAGCACAAGAAACCAAAAUAAUAUACUGAACAGGAAGUGGAAACAAAUAGCGUGGAAUCUCCCUUUGAUUCCCUCAGAGGAAAAACAGCUGGGAAAUUUAUGAGGAACUCAUGUAAUCUGUUAGCCUGGUCCUUAACACACUCUCACUGCUGCUAUCACGCAAAAUCAUUGGAGUUUAAAGAUAUUAUAGGAAUUUGUAUGAAUGUUCAUGUCACCUUCAGUACUGCAAAUGUUACACUCACCAACUUAAACUACAUCUACUUUCAAAGGGAAACUUUACAAGUCCAGAGCAGGAUGGAUGUCAAAAACAAUACCCAACAUGGCAUUUUGUACCUUGAGUUUCCUACAGAACAUUGUUUGAAGCAAAAAACAAUAAAGAGAUUAAACUAC